Messenger RNA from Populus nigra (black poplar), 711 nucleotides. RefSeq names its product 17.3 kDa class I heat shock protein-like. The coding region runs from base 86 to 553 and encodes 155 amino acids. The record is from RefSeq and is a predicted model, not a curated record. NCBI's taxonomy places the organism in Eukaryota, Viridiplantae, Streptophyta, Magnoliopsida, Malpighiales, Salicaceae. Gene Ontology annotation, biological process: protein folding; response to hydrogen peroxide; response to salt stress. The transcript has a single exon.
CCCCAUCAAGACCGAUCAACAGCAAUUCACAACGAUUAUUCUUCAGCAAACGACCAACCAGCAAAGCAAAUAACACAUAUCGAUCAUGGCAAUGAUUCCAAGCUUCUUCAACAACCGAUCACGAGACAUCAUCUUCGACCCUUUCUCUUCUUUCGAUCCAUUCAAGGACUUCCCUUUCCCUUCUUCUUCCCUCAUCUCUCGUGAGAAUUCAGCUUUCGUUAACACUCGCAUUGACUGGAAAGAGACCCCAGAAGCCCAUGUCUUCAAAGCUGAUCUCCCGGGGCUUAAAAAGGAGGAAGUGAAAGUCGAGAUUGAAGAUGACAGGGUGCUUCAAAUUAGCGGGGAGAGGAACGUGGAGAAGGAAGACAAGAAUGAUAGAUGGCAUCGUGUUGAACGUAGCAGUGGCAAGUUCUUGAGAAGGUUCAAGCUGCCUGAGAAUGCCAAGAUAGAUCAAGUCAAGGCUGGUUUGGAGAAUGGGGUGCUUACUGUUACUGUGCCGAAGGAGGAAGUCAAGAAACCUGAUGUCAAGAAAGCUAUUGAAAUAUCUGGUUGAAUACGAUGCCUGUAUGUUUAUCUUGGUUGGCUAGCAUCUAUCUAUUUGUAAUCAAGAAUUCCGUGUCUUCUUAUGUUAAUAGCUGAAAAUCUUGGUGUCGUCCCUGUUUAUAUCGAAGUGUUCAAUGGUAAAUAAAGUGUAAUUUUGGCUUUCUAUAA